AUGGGGAAAACUCAUUUUCUCGACAAUAUUUUUCAGAAAAUAAAAGAAGAAAAUUUAACAAUUCUGCGAUCAAUUAUUCAAUUUGUAUCCACAAUAAAAUUCAACAAAAAGACUCUUCAAAUGGAGUGCUUGUUGUUCAUUGGUCGCUUUUCCUUCCUGGCAAGCAUUUCAAGUGCUUACUCGAAAGAAUUCCCGACCAAAAAUAAACUCAGGCUUAUUAAAAAUUUCGAUUCCAUGUUGCCUAAGGAAACCUCCCGUGUCGAGGCCUGUGUUGGGCUGCCGUUUUUCGUAAAGUGA
Clunio marinus is the source of this 297-nucleotide messenger RNA. NCBI's taxonomy places the organism in Eukaryota, Metazoa, Arthropoda, Insecta, Diptera, Chironomidae. The record is from the annotation of a GenBank genome assembly.